Loxodonta africana (African savanna elephant) is the source of this 1364-nucleotide messenger RNA. RefSeq names its product growth factor receptor bound protein 2 (gene GRB2). The coding region runs from base 253 to 906 and encodes 217 amino acids. The transcript has 6 exons. Lineage: Eukaryota; Metazoa; Chordata; Mammalia; Proboscidea; Elephantidae. The record is from RefSeq and is a predicted model, not a curated record. Gene Ontology annotation, molecular function: epidermal growth factor receptor binding; phosphotyrosine residue binding. Gene Ontology annotation, biological process: signal transduction; regulation of MAPK cascade. Gene Ontology annotation, cellular component: nucleoplasm; COP9 signalosome; plasma membrane.
GUGGGGGUGACGGCGGCGGGAACAGGAGCUGCCCUCGGGGAGUAGCAGCGGGAUCGGCGGCCGCUCGCACCGCUCGGAGGGGCCGGUCGGGCUGGAGCGGAGUCGCUGCGCCACGGGUGGCAUUGUGUGUCCCAGAGUGCAGGAGCGCGUCCCAAAAGAGAGGCGAGGCCGGGCCGCAAGCACUGGGUUGCUUCAGCAGGGAAGACUCCCUUCCCCCUGCUUCAGGCUGCUGAGCUCUGAGCAGCGCUCAGAAUGGAAGCCAUCGCCAAGUAUGACUUCAAAGCUACCGCGGACGACGAGCUGAGCUUCAAAAGGGGGGACAUCCUCAAGGUCUUGAAUGAAGAAUGUGAUCAGAACUGGUACAAGGCAGAGCUUAAUGGGAAAGACGGCUUCAUUCCCAAGAAUUACAUAGAAAUGAAACCACACCCGUGGUUUUUUGGCAAAAUCCCCAGAGCAAAGGCAGAAGAAAUGCUUAGCAAACAACGGCAUGAUGGGGCCUUUCUUAUCCGAGAGAGUGAGAGUGCUCCUGGGGAUUUCUCCCUCUCUGUCAAGUUCGGCAGUGACGUGCAGCACUUCAAGGUGCUCCGAGACGGGGCCGGCAAGUAUUUCCUCUGGGUGGUGAAGUUCAGUUCGCUCAAUGAGCUGGUUGAUUAUCACAGAUCUACAUCUGUCUCCAGAAACCAGCAGAUAUUCCUCCGGGACAUAGAACAAGUGCCGCAGCAGCCCACAUACGUCCAGGCCCUCUUUGACUUUGACCCCCAGGAGGAUGGAGAGCUGGGGUUCCGUCGGGGAGACUUUAUCCAUGUCAUGGAUAACUCAGACCCCAACUGGUGGAAAGGCUCCUGCCACGGGCAGACCGGCAUGUUCCCCCGCAACUACGUCACCCCUGUGAACCGGAAUGUCUAGGAAGCCAGAGGAGAUUAUUUAAAGAGAGUGGAAGAUUUAAAACACAUACAGAAAAAGUCAGAGCCCACAAGCUGCCUUCCCAGCAGCCUGUGAGGAGCGCAGACACCUGGCGGGCCACCCAGUGGCCCUCACUUUGGUUGGAACUCUGGGGGGGUGGGGGUGGGGUUGGAUAUAAAAAUGCCAAAACGUACCUAUAAAUUAAGAAAAGAGUUUUUAUUACAAAUUUUCACCGCUGCUCCCCCAUCCCCUCUUUUGUCCUGUUUUUCAUCCUUUUCUCUCUCGUCCAUCCGUGCAUGACACCUACUGCCACGUGUAGUCCUAGCUGAUGCCAAUAAUAAACGACACCAAGUGGACUGCUAUUUUCUCUAUGCAAAACAUCUGAUGUAGUUGAGACCAGUGAAAGAAGACGAACUGUCCAGGGUUCUUCAUACACACACACACACACACACACACACACA